This is a messenger RNA of Rhipicephalus sanguineus (brown dog tick), 5277 nucleotides long. RefSeq names its product alpha-1-inhibitor 3-like. Gene Ontology annotation, cellular component: extracellular region. Gene Ontology annotation, molecular function: endopeptidase inhibitor activity. The record is from RefSeq and is a predicted model, not a curated record. Lineage: Eukaryota; Metazoa; Arthropoda; Arachnida; Ixodida; Ixodidae.
AGGUGACGGCAACCACGUGGCUUACAUCUAAAGCCAACAAUGCAUUGGGGUGCAGUCGUCUUAGUCCUCGGUGCGGUUGCAUCGCAGCUUGCUGAUGGCGGGUAUAUCUUCACGGCACCGAAAAUACUGCGUAGCGAAACGGACGCUCUGUUCCGGCUAACGCUGACCGACGUCAAAGAAGACGGCAAGGUGACGGUCCGGCUCCUCAAGUACAAUAACGACAGCGUCGUCUUGGCGGAACAAGAGUACGACAUCAAGAACGGUGAAAGUGCCUUUCUACCGUUCCGAGUGCCGGAGCAUCUCGACAGUCAAGCCAAGAUUGAAGUGAACGGCACUUUCGGAAGCUAUGUCUUUGGCGACCGGAAGGAGAUUGACUUCCAGAAGUCCAAGAACACCAUUCUUGUCCAGUCGGACAAGGCUCUGUACAAGCCAGGACAGAAAGUUCAAUUCCGUGUUCUGCCUAUCAAUAACGAGCUGAAGCCUGUCAAGGAUGUCAAGGCUACCAUCUACGUCACAAGCCCUAGCGACGUUCGGAUAGCUCAGUGGAACGAUGUCUCUUUUGAAAAAGGCAUCGUGCAGCGGGAUUUCCAGCUCACAGAAGAACCCGAAUUGGGUCUGUGGCAGAUUGUCGUCGAACUUCCCACUCAGACUGUGAGGCAGCACUUCGAGGUUAACGAGUACGUGUUGCCGAAAUUCGAGGUCACCAUAAAGCCGCCAUCCUACGUUCUUGCUGAUGCCAAGGAAAUCACGUGGAAGAUUUGCGCACACUACACAUUCGGCCAGCCUGUCGAUGGAACCCUGACGGUGAAUGUGACGUACGAGCGCUACAGCUGGGAGAAGGAUGACUACCCUAAGAUCAACCACACGGGACCUAUCAACGGCUGCUACGACAUGGUUGUUAACACGACCCUGCUUCGGUUCAACGAGAACUACGAGAUCUACAAGCGCAUCUCGCUCGUGGCGCAAGUGAACGAGACCGGCACUGGUGUGACGAUGAACAAGACAAACUUCAUCAGCCGCAGCUUCAACCCGCUCGAGCUCAACUUCUUGGAUGGAGAGCACGGAAAGAAUUACUUCAAGCCUACCAUGCCUUUCUACGGCAGGCUUCUGGUGAAGAAGCCCGACGGUGUUCCUGUGGGCGGAGAGCUCGUGCAGCUCUGCUUGCUGUCGCAGUCCGAGGAGAUUAAGCCGCGUUGGUGGCGUACCGAUCGCCGCCUCAGCUGCAAGAACUACACUUCGGACGAGUCCGGUAUCAUCAAGUUCACCAUCCCGCCGCUCAAGACUAGCGUGGUCACUAUCAGCGUUGAGGCAGUGGCAAUGAACUACGAGACCGUGAAGUACGACACGUACGGCGUGAAGAUCAACCAGCCCAAGAGCACGCUCUACCUCCAAGCCUGGUACUCGGCGAGCAACAAUUUCAUCCAGGUCGAGCCGUCGAAGGGCCCCAUUCCGUGCGCGGGAAAACACUCGAUGCGUCUGCGAUACACGGGAGAGCCCGAUACACAGAAGCAGUUCCACUUCCAGGUCAUGGCUCGCGGCAAGAUACUGAAGGACAAGGUCGUGGAUGUUGCCUUCAAGCCCGACGAAGCGGUCCCCGUUGACGCCAGCUUCUUGGUGGAGGAAGACCUGAACGAGACGCUUCCGAGCAAUAUGGCCGAGGGCUCGGUGUCGACGGGCAGCUUCGAGUUUGAGCUCGAACCGGACUACAGCUACGUGCCCCGAGUUAAAGUCUUGGCCUUCUACGUUCGCCCCGAUGGCGAGGUCAUCGCGGACUCCGAGCAGUUCGAAGUGGAAAAGUGCCUCCAGAACAACGUGACAAUGAGAUUCGGUUCAGAAGUAGUCCAACCAGCGACUUCCGCUGCCAUCCACCUUAACGGCUCUCCUCGCUCGUAUUGCGGUGUGGGCGUCGUGGACAAGAGUGUUCACCUUUUGAAGCAGGACAAUCAGCUGACGAAGGACAAAGUAUACGACAUCCUGAAGCGUUUGGACAUCACCCGAUACACGUGGCCGAAGCAGGCGUCCUACGACUAUUGCCGAAAGCAACUGGCGAAGAACCCUCAGCAGUACAAGCGGAACAUCUGGAACGGUCCUAGGUCCUCGAAUGUUGAAUACGUCGAUUCCAUCACAGCUUUUGACGAAUCCGGAGUGAUUGUCAUGUCGGAUCUGACACUGGAAACGAGGCCUUGCAGGAAGAACAUCUACGACAGACCACCAUACGCCCUAGCGGCGCCAGCGAUGCGGGUCUCCUUCCACUCCUACGAAGUUGCAUAUUCUCAUCAGGGUGUCGAGGAUGCCGAGGAGUACGACGACGAGCAGCUAGAACUAGCAGCAGUCCUGCGGAGUGGCGGAGGCCGCCAGAGAGUGCCCGGGCCUAGGCCGCUCGCAUUUGCGGCACGUCCUGGGCCACCGCCUCCACCCGGGGCCGCCUUUUCCAAUCGCGUUGUAGGUGGCUUGCCCGGAGUUCCCGUCGCCCUGGACUCGGUGGCACAGAGCGCUCCGUCGGUCAACAUCCCGGCCAAGUCGGCAGUCGAGGUGCGCACCUAUUUCCCCGAGACUUGGCUCUGGGAUCUCAAGGAACUCGACGAACACGGUGAGCUGAGCUUCAAGGAGAAGAUUCCGCACACCAUCACCGAGUGGGUGGGAAGCACCGUGUGCAUCAACUCGGAGGACGGUAUCGGCGUCUCGGACCCGGCGAAGAUCAAGGCGUUCCAGCCUUUCUUCGCAUCCUUUAACCUGCCUUAUUCGGUGGUGCGCGGAGAGCUCGUGCCCGUCAAGGUGUCCGUGUUCAACUAUCUCGAAAAGUGCCUGCCGGUCGACCUGAAGUUGUCCGAGUCCGCGGACUACCAUAUCGAGGGCGAGUCGGAAACGACGCUUUGCGUGUGCGGCAGCAAGAGCCAGGUUCACAAGUUCCAGAUCAGACCACAGACCAUCGGAGAGGUGAACUUGACUGUGUCGGCGGCCGGAUCGCAGAGCGACACCGCCUGCGGAGAGCAGCCCACGGAGAAAGUGGUGGCCAGGGAUGCCGUCACGAGGCCGCUCAUCAUUGAGGCUGAAGGUUUUGAGAAGGAAGAGACCCAGAGCGUGUUCGUAUGCCCUAAAGAAGACCCAGCGAAGAACGAGUUUGACUUGGUCCUUCCUGAAGACUUGGUGGAGGGAUCCGCCCGCGCUUACGUUUCCGUAACAGGAGAUAUUAUGGGCCCCGCAAUCAAGAACCUCGACUCGCUGGUGCAAGUGCCCACGGGAUGUGGAGAGCAGAACAUGGUCAAGUUCACGCCCAACGUCUACGUGCUCGACUACCUGAAGGCUACAGGAAAGGACCAAAAAGAAAUCGAAAGGAAAGCAGUGAACAACCUCAAAACAGGUUAUCAGCGCCAGCAGAAAUACAAGCACUAUGACGGUUCGUACAGCGCCUUCGGAAACAGCGACUCAUCAGGCAGCAUGUUCCUCACGGCGUUCGUCGUGAAGUCAUUCAAGCAGGCCGAGAAGUACGUCCCAAUUGACGCCGGAAACCUGAACGAGAGCAUUAAGUGGAUCAUAACUAAGCAGAAGACCAACGGCUGCUUCCAGAACGUCGGCACUGUUCUCAGCUCCGGUCUGAAGGGCAAGGUGAACUCUACUGCACCGGGUGCACUCACGGCAUACGUGCUGGCUGCCCUGUUGGAAGGAGGCCUCGCUGACGCCCAGGUCGUAGAGUCUGCGCUCCGCUGCAUCAGCGCCCAACGUGAUCCGAGCGCCCAUAACCUGGCGCUGUCUGCCUACGCCGCUGCACUGGCCGGACACGAGUCGGCCAAGGAUUACCUCGAGAAGCUCGAAUCUAUUGCGGUUCACAAGGGUGGCCUUACGUACUGGAGCAACGCCGGCAAGAAGGGACCUUCAGCGUCGGCCGACGUGGAGACGGCAGCUUACGCGGUGCUCGCAUACCUCAAGCUGAACCCUGAGGAGAACCUCAGUAAGGCGCAGCCGAUCGUCCGCUGGAUGGCAACCAAGAGAAACAGCCGCGGAGGCUUCCCGUCUACGCAGGACACAGUGCUCGGCCUUCAGGCUCUCUCUGCAUUCGCCACUUUUGUCAGCAAGGAUCCCGUGGACAUCACAGUUAAAGUCGACGGCAACGAGGUUAGCGAGUCUUACAACCUGAAGGAAGACACUAAGCUGGUCGUACAAGAGAAGAAGGUCGUGAAUCUGCCCAACAAGCUAACCUCAGAAGCAUCAGGUCCCGGAUGCGCUUUGGUGUCGACCACAUUGAAGUACAACGUUCACACGGCACCCAAGAGCGAAGGCUUUGAACUCACGGCCACUCCGUCCCAAGAAGCAACUGACUGCAACGACCACAAGCUCAAUAUUUGCAUCAGGUACGACGGCGAGCAGCCCUCUAACAUGGCAGUGCUGGAGCUCAAGCUUGUGUCCGGCUACAUCCCUGACGAGGACCACAUCUUCAGCCUAUACCGUGAGAAAGACGUCAAGCUGAAGAGGCACGAAGUUGAGAAGAACCAAGUCAACUUCUACUUUGAGGAGAUAACGUCAGAAAACAAAUGUUUCGACGUUCGCCUUCACCGCGAGUUCGCCAUUGAAGACGCGAAGCCCGCCACAGUUAAGGUCUACGACUAUUAUGAGCAAGAAAACAGCAACUCGGUGCCCUACUCCCUCGUGGCGUCCUGCUAGUAAACAUCACUCAUCAUUUUUUUUUCGAUUUCUAUUUUUCUUUUACUCGCGCCUUUUUGUUCAAACGAACGCGACAAUGACAAUACGAGUCACAAACACAACAUUAAGUCAAACGCGCAUUUACCUUCUCGCACCUAUAUAUUUUAUUUUUUUGUCGUCACCAGAAUCAUGCUUUUCCGCUUUGUCUAUAGUGUUCACCACCAAAGGCUUUUUUAUACCGGUCACACAUUUUGAAGAACGAAUGUACGAGUACUUACUUAUACGUGCCAUGUUGCGAAGCAAGACGAUAAAAAAAAAAGAAAUAAUGGCUUCCACCGCGCGCACCACGAAGCAAGUCAACGGGCAACGCGAUAUUUAAUUCUCAUCCCCGAGUAAAGGGUGGAGUACUUAAAGGAUGCGCCGCUACAGUGUGCGUGUGUAUGUGUGUGCGUGAAACAAAGUCGUGCAUUUGUGACGUCGCCAUGUUGAGUUUUCUCCGUAGAGCGUUUUAGCGAGCCGAGUGGAAGAGUAGCUUUAUAUAUUUUGUACUUGCGAGGACGAUGAGCACGUUGUCAUCUGCGAGACUUCACUGUUACAAAUAGUGUCACGAAGAGCAAAUAAAGCUAAAUUUUUUCACAA